CGCAUGCGUUUCGCGUCCCAAUAUGGCGGACCACAGCCUCCGGAUGGAAUUACUCUGUCGCAGUGUUUGAUUUGGGAAGAUGAUAACGCGCCGAAGGAAAUCUGAGUUUGACGGAUACUAGCCUUCACGAAGGACUGGCGUCGAAUCAUGAACCGUGAAAACUGCGUCGUCAUGUUCAUCUCCAUCUUCGCUAUGCUUUUUGCCAUAUCGAACGGCCAACUGAUGUCCAAGGAAUUGCAUCGGACUCACGCAGCUUCCGAGAGACCGAACGACCUCUGGUGCUACCAAUGCGACACGAUGGAUGACGGUGAGAAGUGCGUCGAUCUCGUUGGCAACCACAGUUCUCUGAUGCAGAAAUGCAAAGAUGAUAAGCGCAUUUGCACGGUGAAAAGGGUUUCGUACACAACGAGCACCGAGAAUUCAACUUCAAUACCAAUGAUGUGGUCCUUGGAGAGGAACUGUACAAACAAAUGUGAGGCUGGCUGCAUCGUGAUCGGAGAGCGAACAAAAUUGUACGCCUGCACAGCUUGCUGCGAGAAAUCACUGUGCAACACCGGAAAAGGAAGAGCAUCGGAUCUGUCGACAAACAGAAUAGGACUUUUCCCUGCUCUGGUAGUCCAAGGACUACUGACCGCCAUUAUGUAUCCAUCGUGACAGUUAAAAUAAACUAAAUUUCC
This is a messenger RNA of Diprion similis, 677 nucleotides long. RefSeq lists its product as uncharacterized. NCBI's taxonomy places the organism in Eukaryota, Metazoa, Arthropoda, Insecta, Hymenoptera, Diprionidae. The coding region runs from base 148 to 654 and encodes 168 amino acids. The record is from RefSeq and is a predicted model, not a curated record. The transcript is spliced from 3 exons.